UUUUUCUCCUUGUGCCAUCCACGAAACUUCCCUCUUCCUCGUCCUUCACAAAGUCUAUAAGAUUGAUCACGUUUCUUCGCAAAAUCCGUCUGAAAUUCCCUAAACCCAUUACGAGAAUCCGAAAACCCAUCUCGAUUUUCUCGGAAUCCAAACAACCCAGAAGAGAAAAAUGCCAAAGGACAGGAAAAUCGGAGUCGCGAUGGAUUUCUCGGACAGCAGCAAGAACGCACUUCGGUGGGCGAUCGAAAACUUAGCCGACAAAGGCGACACUCUCUUCAUCAUCCACACGAACCCAGACGAAUCUUCGAACAAACUCUUCUCCGAAUCCGGUUCCCCUCUCAUACCGUUGGCCGAGUUCAGGGAACCGGAGACGUUGAACAAGUAUGGUGUUCAAAUUGAUAUCAUUGUUCUUGAUAUGCUCGAUACUGCUUCUAGGCAAAAAGAGGUGAAUAUAGUGUCAAAAUUAUAUUGGGGAGACGCAAGAGAGAAGCUGCUUGAUGCCGUUGCUGAUUUGAAGUUGGACUCUCUUGUUAUGGGAAGCAGAGGACUUACCACCCUUCAAAGGAUAAUAAUGGGGAGUGUAAGCGACUUCAUAAUGACGCAUGCACCUUGCCCCGUUACCAUCGUUAAGGACAGCAGCAGCUCGAACUAAGCCGCUUCUCUCGUAAUGAUAAUAAGUCGUACACGCAAUCGCUGUCUUUUUUCUAAUCAAAGACGAUGCCGUUUUCUUUAGACAUAAUUAUCUUAGAUCCGACGUUUCUUUCUGUCUUUGUUGUGUUUUGUUUCUCGUUAUUUAUUGAAAAUAAUCCAAAAAACAUUUACCGAA
Tarenaya hassleriana is the source of this 826-nucleotide messenger RNA. Its product is annotated as universal stress protein PHOS34-like. The coding region runs from base 170 to 652 and encodes 160 amino acids. The transcript is spliced from 4 exons. The record is from RefSeq and is a predicted model, not a curated record. NCBI's taxonomy places the organism in Eukaryota, Viridiplantae, Streptophyta, Magnoliopsida, Brassicales, Cleomaceae.